UAACCUAACCACUUGUCAAGUUUGUUUUGACAUUUAGAGGUUAUGUUGUUGGUGGAAGAAUGUAAAAUUCAGUAAAACACUCUUUAAUUAAGCAAAAAACUACACAUAUUAGCGAGGCACAAGUAAAAUUUUGUAGUCAACACUUGCUGGAGUGCCUCACCAUGGGCAAAAAAGACAAGAAGGGGCGUAAGCGCUACGAAUCGAGCUCGGACUCCGAGUCCGUGGACAGUGAGGAAGAAGCUCGUCGUAAAGACCUGAAAGAACGUGACGAGUUCGCUAGUAGACUCAAAAAACGCGAUGAAGCCAAAGUCCGCAACAUUGUCCAGGCCUCAGACCGGCGCGCUUACGAGGAAGCCGCCAAGAGACUCAAACUGGAAACUGAAGACCGCGAAAAAAUGAUCCCCGCCUUGAGGGUGCAGUCAAGACGUAAAUAUUUAGAGAAACGUAAAGAUGAUAAAAUCGCGGAAUUGGAGGAGGAUAUCGCUGACGAUGAGUAUUUGUUCGAGGAGGAGAUAUUAACAGAACGUGAGAAAAAGGAGCGCGACCGUAAGCGGGAAUUGCUGCGGUUGGCACAGGAACAUGAAAAAGCGCGUGAAUUGGAAAGGGUGCAGCGGUACCACAUGCCCAGGGAUUUGGGCAAGGGGUCAACAGCGGACUAUGUGGAAGUUGAUGAGCUGGAAAAGGUGCCCCAGUCGGAGCAGAAGAAAUGGGAGAAGGACCAAAUGGCGUCGGCGGUCUUCAAGUUCGGGGCCAAGGAUUCAGCCAAGAAGGACGAGUACGAUUUGUUGCUGGAGGACCAGAUUGACUUCAUCCAAGUCUUGCAAAUGCCAGGCACACGAGAGAAGAAAGAGCCCGAACUAACCGAAAAGGAAAAAAAGAAGCUCGACAUCCAAGAAACGAAGAAAAACCUCCCAGUCUACCCGUUUCGCGACGACUUGAUCCAGGCCGUCCGCGAGCACCAGGUCCUAAUAAUCGAGGGUGAAACCGGCUCUGGAAAAACAACCCAAAUCCCGCAGUACUUGCACGAAGCCGGCUUCACCAACGACAAUAAAAAAAUCGGCUGUACGCAGCCACGCCGUGUCGCCGCCAUGUCGGUAGCGGCCCGCGUAGCCCAAGAAAUGGAAGUCAAACUCGGCAACGAAGUCGGUUAUGCGAUCAGAUUCGAAGAUUGCACAUCCGAACGUACAAUCAUCAAAUACAUGACCGACGGCACGCUCCACCGCGAAUUUUUAUCCGAGCCCGACCUGCAGUCCUACAGCGUCAUGAUCAUCGACGAGGCCCACGAGCGGACGCUACACACGGACAUUUUGUUCGGUCUGGUCAAAGACAUCGCCCGGUUUCGCCCCGACUUGAAACUGCUGAUUUCGAGCGCAACGCUCGACGCGCAAAAAUUCUCCGAGUUUUUCGACGAUGCGCCCAUUUUCCGCAUUCCAGGCCGGAGGUUUCCGGUGGAUAUUUACUACACUAAGGCGCCAGAGGCCGAUUAUGUGGACGCGUGCGUUGUUUCCGUUCUACAAAUUCACGCGACUCAACCGUUAGGGGAUAUUCUUGUUUUUUUGACCGGUCAGGAUGAGAUUGAGACGUGUCAGGAGUUGUUGCAGGAUCGGGUUCGCCGGUUGGGCUCCAAAGUCAAGGAACUGAUUAUUCUGCCCGUUUAUGCGAACCUGCCAAGCGACAUGCAAGCGAAAAUUUUUGAACCGACGCCUCCAGGGGCCCGGAAAGUUGUGCUUGCGACAAAUAUAGCGGAGACUUCUUUAACGAUAGACAAUAUAAUCUAUGUUAUUGAUCCCGGUUUUGCCAAACAAAACCACUUCAAUUCGCGGACUGGGAUGGAGAGCCUGAUUGUGGUGCCAAUUUCGAAAGCCUCGGCUAAUCAGAGGGCUGGGAGGGCUGGCAGAGUGGCGGCCGGGAAGUGUUUUCGUUUGUACACCGCCUGGUCCUACAAGCAUGAACUGGAGGACAAUACCGUGCCGGAAAUACAAAGGAUUAAUUUAGGCAACGCUGUACUGAUGCUGAAAGCGUUGGGGAUUAACGAUUUGGUGCAUUUCGAUUUUCUUGAUCCGCCACCACAUGAGACACUUGUUCUGGCACUGGAACAGUUGUAUGCUUUAGGGGCGUUGAACCAUCACGGGGAGUUGACGAAGUUGGGGCGCAGGAUGGCGGAGUUUCCGGUUGAUCCGAUGAUGGCCAAAAUGUUGUUAGCUUCGGAAAAAUACAAAUGUUCAGAGGAGAUUGUGACUAUUGCGGCCAUGCUUUCGGUCAAUGGGGCGAUUUUUUACAGGCCCAAGGAUAAAAUUAUUCAUGCUGACACGGCACGCAAAAAUUUUAAUCACAUAGGGGGUGACCAUCUGAGCUUGUUAAAUGUGUACAACCAGUGGAGGGAUUCCGAUUAUUCCACCCAAUGGUGCUACGAGAAUUUUAUACAAUACAGAUCUAUGAAAAGGGCUCGCGAUGUGAGGGAACAGUUGGUCGGUUUAAUGCAAAGGGUUGAAAUCGACAUGGUGUCAAAUAUAACCGAGGCUGCAGACAUUAAAAAGGCUAUAACCGCCGGUUAUUUCUACCACAUUGCUCGGUUAUCCAAAGGAGGGACUUACAAAACCGUUAAACAUAAUCAGAGUGUCACAAUACAUCCCAAUAGUGCCCUUUUUGAGGACUUGCCAAGAUGGGUUCUUUAUCACGAGCUGGUUUUUACCACCAAAGAGUUUAUGAGACAAGUUAUAGAAAUCGAGAGUAAGUGGCUUUUGGAGGUUGCACCUCAUUAUUACAAGCAGAAGGAACUGGAGGAUUCUACCAACAAAAAAAUGCCAAAGACUGUCGGGCGUAGCACCAGAACUGAAUAAAGAUUUUUUAGAACCGAAA
This is a messenger RNA of Tribolium castaneum (red flour beetle), 2859 nucleotides long. It is a transcript of the gene l(2)37Cb, whose product is annotated as lethal (2) 37Cb. The transcript is spliced from 6 exons. Bases 162 to 2840 code for a protein of 892 amino acids. Gene Ontology annotation, molecular function: helicase activity; RNA binding; ATP binding. NCBI's taxonomy places the organism in Eukaryota, Metazoa, Arthropoda, Insecta, Coleoptera, Tenebrionidae. The record is from RefSeq and is a predicted model, not a curated record. Gene Ontology annotation, cellular component: intracellular anatomical structure; catalytic step 2 spliceosome.